AUUUUGCUCUUUUACAUUGGUAUACGUGCGCGUGACGUGGUUGGCAAUCGCGACUUGCUACAUUCCUCGCUGAGUGGCUGCGUGUCUCCUGCAAUCUCACUGGUUCACUCGCUGACCAACCAAUUUCUCAAACUCGCCUCAAUCACAGAGAAUUAGUCCAGAUGGAUGGAAAUCAUGAUACAAGUGAUGAGGCUUAUCUGAGUGGUGGAAAUGCUUAUGUUGUUGAAGAUACUGAUGAAGCAAUUGUAUCUGGUGAUGGUGAUGAUGAGAAGAGUAACUCACCGUUAAGAGAGCAGGACCGCUUCCUGCCCAUUGCUAAUGUGGCAAGGAUAAUGAAGAAGGCUAUACCAGCUUCAGGAAAGAUUGCAAAAGAUGCAAAGGAGUGCGUGCAGGAAUGUGUUUCUGAAUUCAUCAGUUUUAUAACCAGCGAAGCUAGUGAACGCUGUCAUCAAGAAAAACGAAAAACGAUCAAUGGAGAGGACAUUUUGUUUGCUAUGUCAACACUUGGGUUUGACAACUAUGUUGAGCCACUCAAGUUAUAUCUACAAAAAUAUAGAGAGAGUGCAAAGGGGGAGAAAACUGCAGCUGGGGUUGGCGGUGAUGGAUUAGGAGAAAUUGGAGAGGAUGUCAUCGGACAUAGUCUAAGUGGGAGUGCUAUCCUGACUGACCAGACAGGGCAGCAGAAUGUUAUCUACACAUCAUUUGCUCCUGGACAGAUAUCCCAAUUCACAUGAGCAAUUAUUCAUGAGAGCAAAUGGCUGAAUAUGGACAGUGAAUCUGGCCAAGUGUGAUGGUGCAUCUGUAACCACUGGGUUUUCUAGCCAUCCACACCUCAGCCUCAAGAACAAAGUACACUGCACAGAUCAGCGUCCAGGUCCACUAAAGUCUGAAUAAGUUGACUGUUGUAUGAACACUGUAUACUUAAAAUUCACCAUUUGCAGUUCUGUUCUAUUCUGAAAAGGUUUGCAAGUUUUUCUGAAUGUGGAUGACAUCAGCAUGCAUGCUUCCAUUUUAUCAUUUGCUUCCUUAUUAUGAAAAGAUCCAGCAGAAAGAUAAAUGAUGCUGGACUGGGGGAUGUUUACUUGAAUGCUUAAAGUGCUUAUGGUUUUUCAAUGGAUAGAAGUUUUUAAACUAUGGGAGUUUGAGGGAUUACUUGAAGCAGUUACAGUUUUCACAUCCUUUGACAAAAAUAGUUUGAAACAAAGAAUCAACCUCCCUUGAACACUUUUAAGGGCUAUUCUCAUGUUGCAAUGUACCACACUUUGUGGGGUUUGCGUGCCUUGCACAAGACCCUCGAAACUUUGUGCAUGGCUUGCAAGGGGUCUUGAAGCAAGGUUUUCAUGGAUAGGAAGGGGUUCUAUUCUUCGCAAGGCAUGACCGACAUUGCAUGGCUGCAGCCAAUCAGAAUACUCAAACAUAGAGGCUCCCUUUUACCUCCAAACUACAAGGUGAAAAAGCCAAGGAGGUCUAUGGCAAAAUGUUUCAUGUUAAAAUCACUGGGAUAAUAAUAUGUAUGCUUAACCAAGCCCUCACUGCCUCACCUACAUUUGUAUUUUCCUCUCUCUCUUAAUAUGACUAAGGUAACUGCAUCAGUUACUGAAAGUAUCUUUUCAUCAAUGUUGUCUUCUGUAUUGCUAACUACCCAUGCUUCUCCUACGGAUGAUGUCACCUUGCAAGCCAUUUGUGAGUGGCUUUGCUGCAUGAGAGGAGAAUGUUGCAAAGCUAGAUUUCAAGUGAAAUCUUGCAUAUGCAAACCUUGAAAACAUUGCAACGUGAGAAUAUCCCUUUAUAGAGACUUUUCUGUUCUGCUUACAAAAAAGCAUUUUCAAACCUCUGUUGUUCCAUCUGUUUGUUGUUUCUAAUCACUUACAGAAAUUGCUGAACUGUAAGCAAAUUCAUGGUUUAUCCAACAUGCAGUUUUUCUGGGAGAAGGGUAGGGGGGAAUAUUGAAAGUUUGAUGUUAGAAGAUUGAGUUGUCUUGGGAGGGAAAAAUAAUGCUAAUGAAUAUGGGUUGGAUGUGUAAGGAUCAGUUGAAUGAUAAAUGCAUAGCAUUGCUAACAGUGCUGUCAUUCGAAAUGAUUUGACAAAGAUGUGUAUCACUAUGUUUUUCAUGUGUAAGCAGAGGUGCCUGUGUAAGGUUUGAGAAUGUUAAGUGUUCUCUCAGAAAUUGGUGUUUGGAACAUGAGCAUACUGUGAGUGUAGAUUGUGGAAUCUGGAGGCUUGUUGAUUUUGCAUAUAGCAUGAAAAUGAGGAACCUUUUGUAUUGGAACACUUGUUUUCAUAUCCUUCAUACUUUUUACACUUACUGAAUGUUUUUCGGUAAACAAAUACACUUUGAAAACUGC
This is a messenger RNA of Pomacea canaliculata, 2345 nucleotides long. RefSeq names its product nuclear transcription factor Y subunit beta-like. NCBI's taxonomy places the organism in Eukaryota, Metazoa, Mollusca, Gastropoda, Architaenioglossa, Ampullariidae. The transcript has 9 exons. Gene Ontology annotation, biological process: regulation of transcription by RNA polymerase II. Gene Ontology annotation, cellular component: nucleus; CCAAT-binding factor complex. Bases 162 to 734 code for a protein of 190 amino acids. The record is from RefSeq and is a predicted model, not a curated record. Gene Ontology annotation, molecular function: protein heterodimerization activity; DNA-binding transcription activator activity, RNA polymerase II-specific; RNA polymerase II cis-regulatory region sequence-specific DNA binding.